AUGACGACUCCAGAGCCUAGUGCAGAGGCUGAACCUUCUCCACUCCAUCAGGAGUGCCCGGCUAAGACUUCAGGUCCCUCUGAGCAGGUUGAAUUUUAUCUAAUCCAAUCCCAUCCCUAUUCCCAAACUCCAGAUUCCCUUGAGAAUAUUGAAUAUGAUGUAGCCCAGCAAGAGGCCACAGCUCAGAGUACAGAUCCUCUUAAGGAGGUCAGCCUUUCUCCAGUGCAACAGGAGGCCCCUGCUGGACCACCAGAGAACUCUAAGGAUGUUGAACCAUCCAACGAGGAGACUCCAGGUCUGCAACUAGAACGCCCUAAAGAGGCUGAACCUUCUCCAGUCCCCCAGGAGGGUGCAGCUCCACCUUCAGUGCGACCUAAGGAUGUGGAACAUUCUCCAGCGCAGCAGGAGGCUGUGGUAGAGCAUGAACAGACCACCGAGGAGCCAGAACCUUAUGCAGACCAACAGGAGGCUGAGGCUGAGCAUGAACAGACCACCGAGGAGCCAGAACCUUAUGCAGACCAACAGGAGGCUGAGGCUGA
Molecule: messenger RNA, 539 nt
Organism: Galeopterus variegatus (Sunda flying lemur)
Lineage: Eukaryota; Metazoa; Chordata; Mammalia; Dermoptera; Cynocephalidae
Exons: 1
Source: RefSeq, a predicted model, not a curated record